AAGGAGUGCACCAAGGAAGGAGAUCUCUACACCCUCGGGUUCCGGCGGUACCGGUUCCUGGGGGAAACAGAUGAGAAGUUCCCAGUGUUUGAGGGAGCCUCCGGAGGUAUCCCAGUGAACAUGAUGAACGUCAAAGGCCUCGCUCGAUUCAAGAACAAGCCGGCCAAGGAUCCGAAGGGGUCGGACGCCGGCGGCCAAAAGCCCGUCGGUGCGCCUCCCAAGAAGCCCGAGGGCGAUGCUGCUGCGGCGAAGAGGAAGCCGACGGCAAAGGAGCCCCCCCAGGCCCCCAAGAAAUCGAAGAAGGGGGACGCCGCGAAGGAUGAC
Cuscuta europaea is the source of this 324-nucleotide messenger RNA. The record is from the annotation of a GenBank genome assembly. Lineage: Eukaryota; Viridiplantae; Streptophyta; Magnoliopsida; Solanales; Convolvulaceae.